AUGGCCGCCCCCUCAUCCGCCAGGCGCCGAUGCGCGGCCCUGUGCUUGCUACUUCUGCUCCUCAUGGGGACCCCCGCUCGGGUCGCUGCUGCGGUCCACGGACACCCCAAGAGCGAGAGGAUCUCCCUGAGUGGCGACAGGGACUGCGGCCGGCGUGGCGUGGAAGGGAGGGUCCUGGGCGGCGUCCCGGCCCCCGAGAGGAAGUGGCCGUGGCAGGUCAGCGUGCACUAUGCCGGCUUCCACGUCUGCGGCGGCUCCAUCCUCAACGAGUACUGGGUGCUGUCGGCCGCGCACUGCUUCGACCGUGACAAGAGCAUUAAGACUUACGACGUGUACGUGGGCCUCGUGAACCUCAAGGUAGCCGGCAACUACACCCAGUGGUUCGAGGUGAACAAGGUGAUCCUGCACCCCUCGUACCAAUUGGACCACCCCAUCGGAGGCGACGUGGCCCUGGUGCAGCUGAAGUCCCGCAUUGUGUUCUCUGACUCCGUGCUCCCCAUCUGCCUCCCGCCCCCAGAAGUGAACCUCACCAGCGUUAAUUGCUGGGCAACCGGAUGGGGGAUGGUCUCACAGCGAGUUCACAGAAGACCCCCUCUUCCUUUCCAGGGUGACUCGGGGGGCCCACUGGUCUGUGAAUUCAACCGCAUCUGGUUGCAGAUUGGAAUCGUGAGCUGGGGCCGCGGCUGCGCCUACCCUUUGUACCCGGGAGUGUACGCCCGAGUGUCCUAUUUUUCCAAAUGGAUACAUUACAACGUAAAAAUGACACCCCUUCCUAUUCAGCCCAGGCCCUCCCUGUCCCCAGCUCUGGGGGCCACCCUCACUGUCCUUGUGGCCACGCUGGCCGGCCCACCAGUGUUUUGCCGCAGGCCGCGCGCGCAGGGUGGAGGGCGCGCACACCCUCCUGAGCGCGCGGACGGCAGCCGCGCGGACCCACCCGAGCCUCUCCGGACGUCGGCGCUGAUAGGUGCCACCUCUGACGAGCUGCAGGAGGUCCAGCUCCCUCUGAUCCCGAUGCCCCUGUGCGAGAUCCUCUAUAGUCACACAUCCUACAUCCUGCCGAACAUGCUGUGUGCUGGGGACAUCAGGAACAAGAAGACUGUGUGUGAGGUGCGCCCCGCCAGACGGGUGCUGCCUGCAGGUGAACCCAGUGUUUCCACCAUGAUCACUUCUCCAUCACCCCCAGCCCCCCUAGGGCAGGUCCGCAGCGUCCUGGAGGCUCUAAGAGGUUGGGACGCCAUCUUCAACCGGCGCGGGGUGCUCACCCGACCACUGCUUCUCCAAGCGGCCUGCAGGGCCAGAUGGACCCCUGGCAUCGCGAGCGUCCACCGGGGCCCUCUGUCCGCCUCAGCUGAGCACGUGGCCCCUCACAGCCUCAGUUGA
This is a messenger RNA of Propithecus coquereli (Coquerel's sifaka), 1380 nucleotides long. RefSeq names its product protease, serine, 38 (gene PRSS38). Gene Ontology annotation, biological process: proteolysis. Gene Ontology annotation, molecular function: serine-type endopeptidase activity. Lineage: Eukaryota; Metazoa; Chordata; Mammalia; Primates; Indriidae. Bases 1 to 1380 code for a protein of 459 amino acids. The transcript is spliced from 9 exons. The record is from RefSeq and is a predicted model, not a curated record.